GGUACACGCACAUGGGCUGAUGUGCCGCGCACCAAUCCCGAUGCGCAUUCGUCAACUCGUCCAGAUCAGAUACAUUGAUGCAACGCACCGGCCGUCCGAGAAGGGAAAGGCAGGCUCAUUGAUGCUCGAUAGUACUUCGUCGGAACGGAUUCAGAUGCGCUCGCUCUCACACCUGAAUCUGACUCACCCACCCACUCGCUUCCCGCAGCACGCGCAAUGGCGGGACGAGAAGAAGCCGCCGGAACCGGAGGCGGCGACGAGCUGACGCUCCUGGGCGUGUGGCCGAGCCCGUUCGUGAUCAGGGCGCGCGCUGCGCUCAUCCUCAAGGGCCUCUCCUACCGCUACGUCGAGGACGACCUCACCAGCAAGAGCGACCUCCUCCUCGCCUCCAACCCCGUGCACCGGAAGGUCCCCGUGCUCCUCCACGGCAGCAGGCCCGUCUGCGAGUCCCGCCUCAUCCUGGAGUACCUCGACGAGGCGUUCCCUGCCUGCGGCCCGCGCCUCCUCGCCGGCGACCCCUACGACCGCGCCACCGCUCGAUUCUGGGCCUCCUACGUCGACGACAAGUUGUUCAGCACGUGGAUACCCGUGUACAACGGCCGGACGAGGGAGGACCGGGCCGAGGCGGCGAGGCGGGUCGUGGGCGUCCUGGAGGAGUUCGAGACGGCGUUCCAGGAGUGCUCCGGGGGCGGGGCGUUCUUCGGCGGGGACGGCGUCGGGCUCGUCGACGUCGUGCUGGGCGGCUUCCUCGGGUGGCUGCGCGCGUCCGAGGCCAUGUGCGGCGUCAGGGUCGUCGACCCCGCAACGACGCCGCUCCUGGCGGCGUGGGCGGGCAGGUUCGGCGCGCUCGACGGCGUCAGGGAGGUGAUACCGGGCGUGGAGAGGCUGCUGGAGUAUAACAGGAUGAGGCGCGCCCUCCGUGGGCUACCUAGGGUCUGCUAUUUAAAUGCCCAAACUGUGAGGCUAGCUAGUCCUGCACAGAGACAGAGCAAGAUAGGCCUAGUCACAAGCCAAGAGUCAGUAGAGGGAAACCUUGCAAUGGCGGGGAAGGAGGAUCUGAAGCUGCUCGGCCUGGUGGUGAGCCCGUUCGUGGUCCGCGUGCGCAUGGCGUUGGGCAUGAAGGGCGUGAGCUACGAGUACGUCGAGGAGGACCUGCUCAGCAAGAGCGAGCUGCUCCUCGCGUCCAACCCGGUGCACAAGAAGGUGCCCGUGCUCAUCCACAACGGCAAGCCCGUCUGCGAGUCGCUCGUCAUCGUGCAGUACGUCGACGAGCUGUUCGCCGGCCCGUCCAUCCUCCCGACCGACCCCUACGAGCGCGCCACCGCCCGCUUCUGGGCCGCCUUCGUCGACGACAAGCUAGUUCCGGCGUGGAUCGGCAUCCUGAAGGCCAAGACGGAGGACGAGCGGGCGGAGAAGGCGACGGAGACGCUCGCCGCGAUCGGUCAGGUGGAGGCGGGCCUCGCCGAGCUCUCCGACGGCAAGGCCUUCUUCGGCGGCGACUCCAUCGGGUACCUCGACGUCGUGCUCGGCUCCUGCCUGUUCUGGUUUGAGGCGCUGCGCAGGAUGCACGGAGUCGGGAUCAUCGACUCCGGCAGGACUCCGCUCCUGGCCGCGUGGGCGGAGCGGUUCGGGGAGAGCGCGGAGGCGAAGGGAGUGGUGCCGGGGGCGGACGAGGCCGUGCAGUACGCCCAUAAGCUCGCCGCCGCCACCGCCGCCGCGAAGUGAGUCGAAUCGGUUCGGAUUGAGCGUGUGAUGAACACGAUGGGAUUGCCAAGUGAAUGUUCAAGUCUGAUGAUCAUAUCAUGUGAUUCUGGUGAUCUGACGUGCAAUAAAUUGAGGCGUUUAGCAUUGAUGCGUA
This is a messenger RNA of Panicum hallii, 1858 nucleotides long. RefSeq lists its product as uncharacterized. Gene Ontology annotation, biological process: glutathione metabolic process. The record is from RefSeq and is a predicted model, not a curated record. Gene Ontology annotation, cellular component: cytoplasm. Gene Ontology annotation, molecular function: glutathione transferase activity. The coding region runs from base 217 to 1725 and encodes 502 amino acids. Lineage: Eukaryota; Viridiplantae; Streptophyta; Magnoliopsida; Poales; Poaceae. The transcript has 4 exons.